Callorhinchus milii (elephant shark) is the source of this 1485-nucleotide messenger RNA. RefSeq names its product tyrosine-protein phosphatase non-receptor type substrate 1-like. The coding region runs from base 1 to 1470 and encodes 489 amino acids. The record is from RefSeq and is a predicted model, not a curated record. The transcript has 8 exons. NCBI's taxonomy places the organism in Eukaryota, Metazoa, Chordata, Chondrichthyes, Chimaeriformes, Callorhinchidae.
AUGGGGAGUGUUGUCUUCCUGUACCUGUCUGCCUUACACAUUAUUUCAACAGUUGAUGGCGAUUCUUCCGUGAAAGUGACUCAAAUCCCCGACCAUGUGGCUGCCAUCAGAGGAACAAAUGUUACCUUCCGCUGUAUCUUCCCCUUCUCUCAAGACGGUUCAGAAGUGGAGGUGCAGUGGAAUAAGAAGGGUGAGAGUGGCUAUUUGGAUACAAAGGAGGAUAACAGGAAACUAUUUGGUGUAAAAACUAAAGGAAGCAGCUUCUUCCAGUUCUUGAAUGUGAUUUCACAGGACUCUGGAGUCUAUCGCUGUGUAGUGGUCCGUCAGGGAUCAAUAAUCGGAACAGGAUCUGGAUCGCGAUUAACUGUGUGCGUUCCCCCAACUCCACUGAAGAUUUUCUCUAGGAAUUCACCUAAGCCUCAGACUCUUGUGUGUGAAACUGCUUUGUUUCACCCAAAGGAAAUCACCUUCACUUGGUAUAAAGAUGGCACCGAAAUUGUGCCAACACCAGAAAUAAAGCUGGAAGAGUCAGGUUCCACUGAGAAGCAGAACUCAGAGGAUCUCUAUAAGGCCUCGAGCUCUAUUGAAGUCACACAGUCUGGCCAGAAUGGGUCUGUUUAUACCUGUCUGGUGUCUCACGUCAGCCUCAAGACUUCAGCUAUUGCCACCUUCGCUUUCCCAAAAUCUAAAGUUGCUGGCGAUUCAUCGUUGAAAGUGACUCAAAUCCCCGACCAUGUGGCUGUCAUCAGAGGGACAAAUGUCACCUUCCACUGUAUCUUUCGCUUCCCUCAAGAUGGUUCAGGAGUGAAGGUGCAGUGGCAUAAGGAGGGUGAGAGCGGCUAUUUGGAUACAAAGGAGGAUCGCAGGAAACUAUUUGGUGUAAAAACUAAAGGAAGCGGCUUCUGCCAGUUCCUGAAUGAAAUCACCCUCACUUGGUAUAAAGAUGGCACCAAAAUUGUGCCAACACCAGAAAUAAAGCUGGAAGAGUCAGGUUCCACUGAGAAGCAGAACUCAGAGGAUCUCUGGAAGGCCUCGAGCUCUAUCGAAGACACACAGCCUGGCCAGAAUGGGUCUGUUUAUACCUGUCUGGUGUCUCACGUCAGCCUCAAGACUUCAGCUUUUGCCACCUUCGCUUUCCCAAAAUCUAAAGGAUCAAAGGGAAACCUGACUCAAUUGGGCAAUCCUGAAGAUCAGGCGGGGGAGGCAGCAGCGGGUGACAACGUGGCUUAUGUAACAUUGGAUUUGAGAAGUUCCAAUAAAACUCCAAGAACUAAACAUCAGGAAGACAGGACAGUAUACGCCCAGACCAAGCGAGGAGCAGCCGCUAACAAGCUGACAUACGCUGCUCUGGAUUUGCCUCGCUCCAAAAAUACAGGAAAAGCUAAACACAGCGACAAGAAUUCAGAGUAUUCCGAGGUAAAGACCAGAAACUACGAAGAUGGCACUUUCAUGGAGUCAGGAACCGCAUAAUGUCACAAUAAUAGA